Molecule: messenger RNA, 1307 nt
Organism: Hipposideros armiger (great roundleaf bat)
Lineage: Eukaryota; Metazoa; Chordata; Mammalia; Chiroptera; Hipposideridae
Gene: RNF7
Product: ring finger protein 7
Exons: 3
Coding region: 97-438 (113 amino acids)
Molecular function (GO): zinc ion binding
Source: RefSeq, a predicted model, not a curated record
GGCGGCGCUGUGGCCCGUCGGGCGGCCCCACAGAGCCGCCAUAGCCGCCCGCCUCCCGAUACCCAACGUCUCCGCUGCCGGCUCCGCGCCGUAGCCAUGGCCGACGUGGAAGACGGCGAGGAACCCUGCGCCCUGUCCUCUCACUCCGGGGGCGCAGGCUCCAAGUCGGGGGGCGACAAAAUGUUCUCUCUCAAGAAGUGGAACGCGGUGGCCAUGUGGAGCUGGGACGUGGAGUGCGAUACGUGCGCCAUCUGCAGGGUCCAGGUGAUGGAUGCCUGUCUUAGAUGUCAAGCUGAAAACAAACAAGAGGAUUGUGUUGUGGUCUGGGGAGAAUGUAAUCACUCCUUCCACAACUGCUGCAUGUCCCUGUGGGUGAAACAGAACAAUCGCUGCCCCCUCUGCCAGCAAGACUGGGUGGUCCAAAGAAUCGGCAAAUGAUAGUGGUGGAAGGCUUUUUUAGUGCAGUUGUCCGGAGCCCUGGUGGAUCUCAUUAUCAGGUGCCCUACAGAGGUUAGGACUCAAGGGAACUAAUUCUUCAAAUAGGAGGAGAUGGAUCUUUGGUCUUUGGGGACUCACAAAGGCAUGCAUGGUUUAGCGUUUUGUUAGUUUUAUGUUCAGAAAUUCGCUGCAAUUAAGAAGAUAAUUUAUUAAAGAUGGUCUUUCCUACCUCUGUGGUAUGUGUCACACACACUGCUUAGAAGUGCUAUAAAGGAGGAGAGAACUACAGAUUGACCUUUAUAAUUUACUUUUUGAUAUCCAAGGGGCUGUGGAAGCAGUUCUACAUUUUUGCAUGCAUACGGUUGAUCAGUUAAAAAAAAAGACAAUGUUAUAGUAACAAAGUGCAGUUUAAAACCCAGCUCUUAUCCUUAAUUUGUUCCUAAUAUUUAUUUUCCUCAAGGAAUGGAGUGAGUCAUGAAAUAUUUAUUCGAUAGACAAGAAUUUUAAGUUGGGACUAGUGAGCCAGGGUAAAGUAAAAGUCAGCCUUUGAGCAUAUGGGAUUUCAUUUGUCUUAGGUUAUCAUUUUUGACUCGAGACAGCCUAGACCUGCACUCACCUCAUUGUCAUUGAGUAGUAAAGGACAGAAGUAUUUUCAAGUUCUGGUCAGAUUAUGUUGUACUUUAACUGUGUUUUAGGUGGAAUGUUAAUGAGGGAAAAUGUUUACCACUAUAGCAUUGGAUCAAAAAGUUUAUUUUAUUAUACAGUGUUUUAAUAAAUGGCCUAUUCUGUUUACUUCAUUUGAAUUGUCAUUAUUGUAGUUUUAUGCACAACCUUAAAUUUAAUGUUAAUAAACUAAUUUGUCAAGUGAA